Molecule: messenger RNA, 6039 nt
Organism: Myxocyprinus asiaticus (Chinese sucker)
Lineage: Eukaryota; Metazoa; Chordata; Actinopteri; Cypriniformes; Catostomidae
Product: E3 ubiquitin-protein ligase Topors-like
Exons: 5
Coding region: 96-2942 (948 amino acids)
Biological process (GO): protein polyubiquitination; protein monoubiquitination
Molecular function (GO): ubiquitin protein ligase activity; metal ion binding
Source: RefSeq, a predicted model, not a curated record
UAAAAUAUCAGCAGCUGUGGUAUGGGAUGUCAUUUUGAUGACUAAACAUUCUGCAUAACAUCUCUGUCUGUGUUCCACAGAAGAAAUAAAGUCAUAUGGGUUUGGAACGACAUGAGGAUGAGUCAAUGAUGUCAGAAUUUACAUUUUUGAUUAUGGCGCCCUCUAAGAUGAAGUUGCGUGUGAGGAAGAAAGAAAGUGGUGGCAGAUCUUCUCAGCGUUUAUUGGCUAAUGCUUCUCCAGACUCCAAAUGCCCCAUCUGUCUCGACAGCUUCAAAAACAUGGCAUCGCUGGACCGCUGCCUGCACCGCUUCUGUUUCCGCUGCAUCCACGAGUGGUCUAAGAACAAAGCGGAGUGUCCACUCUGCAAGCAGCCGUUUCACUCCAUAUUCCACUCUGUCAAAGGUGAAAACGAUUUUAAGGAGUUUGUCCUGCGGCCAGCGGAGAAUUUAGCUCCAAACGGCGCCGCAGCUGGACGUGUGCUCCGCCCACGAGUGCUCCGAGGUAGAGAGAGGCGGAGCCGUAGGUUGCAACAGCCAGCCCCCUCCUCUCCCCCUCCAGUAGAUGAUGACGUGAUGUUUGGCGGUUUGACUGACGCAGCAGCAUUUACGGACAACCAAGGCCUGGAGCAAAUGGUGAUGCGACUGAGAGCACGCCGACGGGGGCAUGGCGAGAGCCGGAGACUGAGGCGUUUGCGAGACCAGGAUGUGGUGGCGUUCCGGCGCGCACUUUACAGGACUGGCGUACGUGUGCGGAACACAAGAGACGUGGGAAGGCAGAGGGAAGUUUCGGCCGCGUACUUGCGGCAGAAUCCCACGUGUUUGCACCGGCUGUUGCCGUGGCUGCAGCGUGAGCUGACGGUGUUGUACGGUUCGCACGGCUCACUGGUGAACAUCGUGCAGCACAUCAUCAUGUCACGUAUCACGAACUACAACAUGGAGGACUCGGCCAUCCGGGACGAGCUCCGCCCCUUCCUGCUGGCACGCACUGACCACUUCCUGCAUGAGUUGGUGAGUUUUGCCCGGUCGACCCUCAGCAUGGAGGCGUAUGACCAGCAGGCCAUCUACGAUUGCCCCGCCCCCAGUUACGAGGAGGGAAGCAGCUCCGACGACUCUGUUAUCGCCAUCUCUGAGGAUGAUGAUGAUGACAAUAAUGACAGUGAGGACAAUGUCAUAGAGAAUCCCUCAAUUGUCCAGGAACACCUUCUGUCCAUUCCCACAGCAAGCGGCACGGAAAGUUUGCUGAGCCAGUCUGCGUGGGAUGACGAAACGCCUGGUCCCUCCUACUCAACCCUCCUCCCCUCGUCCAGCCUAUCACAGGAUGAAGGGGUGGAGCCAGGCUCAAGCACAGCCCUAGUCCUAAAUGCCAUGAAAAUGACUGACCCUGCCGCGAGUGCCAGCGUGUCAGCCAGACCAGGUGAAGAUGACGAGGAAGAGUGCCUGAUUGUGGGAUAUGUGAAGCCCAUGGCCGAGCGGACACCUGAGCUUGUUCAGCUCUCAUCUGAUUCUUCUGAAGAGGAGCAAGAGGCGGCUGCCACAGAUGCGAUGGCAACAGUAACAAAAUCAGAGACAUCCCAGGUGCAGGCCCCGUCACAGUCCCAUGGGAACCCGCUUGGCCCUGGCUCCUCUCCAGGCCCCGCUCGCUCAUGCAGUCCCCAGCAUAUACACUCAGACUCGCAUAACAGGGAAAGAGCGACGCAGAGUCACUCCCCUUCCUCCCGUGGGCAUCAUACGCAUCGUCACCAGCAUCGAUCCAGGGAGGGUUCACGGUCACAUUCACAGCGAAAUCAAGAUCGUUCUGGGUUCAGCUGUCACAGGAGGCGCAGAGACCACUCGCAUCGGCGGUCAGACAGCAAGAAGAGUGAUGAGAGUUUGGAACGGUCACAGCACGCAAGCAAUCCAGGGCACUCGCCAAGUCAAACGCUUUUGCACCAGAGUUGGUCAGGCCAGAGUCCAACGAUGUCCAUUUGGAAUGGAAACGAAUGCUCGCCCAUCAGAAACAACACGAGCAGCGACAGGAGCCAAGAGUGCUCACAACAUGUGAAAGACAGAUGCUCGCAAUCUCCUUCGGACUGGGAGAAAGAGCGAGGGAGGACUAGAACAAGGAAAAGGAUCAGUAAGUCUCCUGACUUGGACUCCUUUCUUGAUAUCCACCAUCACCGCUAUCGCUCUCGCAAGUCGCAUCGUUGCCAUAAACGCCGCAGACGGUCCAUCAGCAGCAGCAGUAGUGAUGACUUGCACUUAGAAAGAUCCUGCCUGGACAAACCCAGCGGCAAACGCAAGUACAAAACCCGCCACUUAGAGCGAGCUGCCCAGCGGCAGCACAAGGAGGGAACAACAUCCAAGGUAAAACGGCCAGGACACAGAGAACGACGGCACAGCCGGGAAUGCCCACAAAGUCGGAGCCCUAGUGUGGAGAUUAUCUAUGAACGAAGGGUGCCUGACAUGCAUUGGCACCAGCGAAGGAAGAAGAGGCACCGAAAAAGGCAGAGGGAACAGCGCUCACCUACGGUGAUCACUAUUGACAGCGACAGCGAUCGUACCAUUGACUGUCUGGACCGUGUCAUGGACAUUAUAGACCAAACCGCAUCAGGUGGUGAUGACGAGCAGAGGGACAAUACUGCUCAGCAAAAUAUUGGUGCAACUUUGCCCUCUACGAAUACCCUUCUAGAGUCCUCAAGCCCUGUAAGCCACAGUGACUUGGUCUCUCCUGACCAUAUGCUAGUCCUGGAUGACUGCGUGGUGGAUGUAGUUGAUCAUAACAGUUCUGAUGCUCUCAACUGCACCCAGAAUACAGACACCAACAGUUUGGAUGCAGAUAACCUCUUGGAGUCUGUGCCAGACCCUUUCUCAGUGGUUUCAGUGGCGACGACCCCGCCAUCGGACACAGGGUUGCUAGAAUCUAUUUUGCAAGAUCUUAAAGAAUUUCUACCGGGGUUAAACUAAGAGGCAGAGCCAAACAACUUGUGAGUCCUCUUGGAAGUACUCUUAGCCUACAAGAAAACACUGUUAGCCCUCAAAGGGACCAAUCAAACAUAAGAGGAGAAGCAGAGGGCUUGGAAAACAAGGGCACGGACAAGAGACGGAGGCCAACACUGCUUGCUAGAACUCAAACUCAUGGUCUUGUUCCAGACACACUGUAAUUAUGCUUGUCUGAAUGCUUAGCCAGAAACUUGUGUUGCUUUUUAUAGACUCAAGGACUGCUUAAGAAUUUUUUUUUUGUCAUUUGCAAUGUUAUUAUUGUUAUUAUUAAUGUUGUAUUUAUAGUUUUCCUCUGCCUCGAACCUGGUGCUUACUCACUGUGCCACAGUCUGCUCUUAAACCAACAAAACCCCAACAAUGGUCUUGUCUGGAUGGUAACGCUCAUGCUGCUAAACUCAUGCAAGACUUACCCCAACUCCCAUCCUAAAGGCCAAAGUAUAAUUUGGUUUUCCACAUGCCAGGACGACUCGCGCACAAUGCGCAUGACGCAAAUUUCUUUGUUACAGUAUGUCGUUGACUGUGCUACAAGAGUGUCACAAAGCAGUCAUAGUGCACUUUGUAAGCGCAUGCUGAAAAACAAGGUAUACCCUAGCCUUAAGGGGUCGUUUAUACAGGAUAUGCUCCAAAUACACGUCUGCUCUUAAUAGUCCUGUGUAAACAGCCCUGCGAGAGUUUCAGCAUCACAAGGUUUACCAUCUAGACAUUCCCCUGAACAACCCUUCUUAACCUUUUGGAGAAUUGUGUCUUUGUUAAACUCAGGGAACAGGUGAAGUGCAUCCAUGCCUCUGUUACGCAGUAUGCGUGUGUGCUUGCGUAUGUGGUAAUAUGACGAAACCCUGGAGAAAUUGUUCACUGGUCAUGUCUACUGAACGCACAACAAGCCUUCUUUACAAUUGCUGUCAUGUCAGCAAUCACUCAAUAAAUUCAUGAAAUAGAUGUACAUCCAGCAUUGAGGAGGAACAGACGACGGUGCAGGUUGACCAAUCAGAAGAAAGGGGUGUUUCAGGCCACACCCAUAAGUCAGCACGUGCUACACCACCCAGCUCCUGGCUGUCUGACGUCCUUCGUGAACAUCGGACUGACCUCAGGGCAGCUGAGAGGAGAUGGUGGAAAUCUAAAGAUCCAGCAGAUCUAAGAAAGUAUCAGUCUCUGCUUGCAACUUUUUCAGAUAACGCUAAAUUUGCAAAAACCUCCUAUUACCAGAACAAGAUCAACAGCACCACAGACACUCGCAGCUUGUUUAGAACAUUUUUUACUAAUAAGGUUACAACCAUCAGCAAUACAUUCUCAGCACCACACCCUGUCAAACACCCGUCUCCUGUAUGCAACUCUUCUGUCUCCAUGUUCUCUCCUCUGACUGACACUGAGGUCUCUAAACUCCUCCUCUCCAACCACCCCACCACCUGUUCCCUUGACCCCAUUCCUUCUCACCUUCUCCAGGCCAUCUCUCCAUCCAUACUACCUGCACUCACACACAUAAUUAACACAUCUCUACUUACAGGCACUUUUCCCACUACAUUCAAGCAGGCUAGAGUAGCCCCGCUGCUGAAGAGACCCGCACUUAACCCUACACUAGUAGAACACUACAGACCAGUUUCUCUCAUCCCAUUCAUGGCAAAAACACUUGAAAGGGCAGUUUUCAAUCAAAUCUCUGCCUAUCUCUCACAGAACAAGCUGCUGGAUGACAAUCAGUCAGGCUUCAAAAGUGGACACUCCACCGAGACUGCCCUGCUGUCUGUCACUGAGUCGCUGAGACAGGCGAAAGCUGAAUCCAGAUCAUCCGUCCUGAUUCUGCUGGGUCUUUCUGCAGCCUUUGACACAGUCAACCAUCAGAUCUUACUCUCCACCCUCUCUUCGCUGGGCAUCACAGGAACUGUGCUUGACUGGUUUAACUCCUAUCUCUCAGGUAGAUCCUUCAAGGUAGCCUGGAGAGGUGAGGUAUCCAAGCCACAUCAGCUACUUACUGGGGUACCUCAGGGCUCAGUGCUUGGGCCACUGCUCUUCUCUAUAUACACAACAUCACUGGGACACAUCAUUGAGGCACAUGGUUUCUCUUACCACUGCUACGCUGAUGACAUGUAACUCUACUUGUCUUUCCAGCCCAACGACACCACAGUGACUGCUCAAAUUUCUGCCAGACAUCUCGGCCUGGAUGAAGGAGCACCACCUGCAACUCAACCCAACCAAGACUGAACUCCUUGUCUUUCCAGCCAACCCUGCUGUUGAACACAACAGCACCAUGCAGCUGGGUGCAACUACAGUAACGCCUUCCAAAUCAGUCAGAAAUCUAGGGGUAACCAUCGACAACAGACAAAAUUUCACAGACCACAUCUCAAAGACCGCACGAUCAUGUAGAUUUACACUCUACAAUAUCAGGAAGAUAAGACCCUUCCUCUCUGAACAUGCCACACAACUGCUUGUCCAGUCACUUGUCAUAACUAGACUGGACUACUGUAAUGCUCUCAUUACAGGCCUCCCUGCAUGUGCAAUUAGACCCCUGCAAAUGAUCCAGAAUGCAGCAGCACGUCUGGUCUUUAAUGAACCAAAGAGAGCUCAUGUUACACCACUCCUUGUCUCUCUUCACUGGCUGCCAGUUGAUGCACAUAUCAAAUUCAAGGCUCUGAUGCUGCAUACAGAACGGUCACUGGGUCUGCUCCAGCAUACCUAAAAUUAUUUCUGCAGAUCUAUGCGCCCACUAGAAGCCUGCGGUCGGCUAAGGAACGUCGCUUUGUUGUACCAACAAAAGAGGCACCAAAACACUUUCCAGGACUUUCAGCUUCAUCGUACCACGUUGGUGGAACGACCUUCCCAACUCCAUCUGUGAAGCUGACUCACUUUCUGUUUUCAAAAAUCUUUUCCACGUGCACUUAACCAGUCAUUAAAAAAAAUAAAAAUUUCCUGUUGCACUUUAUUCUGUUUUGAAUACUAUUAUGUUGCAAGUGAAACUUUGUAAUACGGCACUUUUUCAUACCACUGUCUCCUUAAGAUGAUUCGCUUAUGUGUUCCUCUUUUGUAAGUCGCUUUGGAUAAAAGCGUCUGCCAAAUGAAUAAAUGUAAAAUG